AUGACCUUCCGUCGCGCCGCCGCGGUGACGGCGAAAGGCCUCGCCCAGGCCUCGCGGGGCCGCUUCGCCAACCCCCCCCCGGUGGCAGCAACGGCACCACCAGUCACAGACCUCCUUGCAACGGGCGCCAACACUUCAGCUAGAAUAUCCACAUCUUCCAGCAGCAGAAGAAGCACCUUGGCCGCAGAGCAGCACUCCGCGGCGGCGCCAGCAGAGGCAAAACCGCCGCAUCCUUCCAGCGUUUGGGAAACCCCGAUCUCUAAUGAUUCGGCAGGUGGUCUCAACGGCGACGGCGGCGGGACUCGGGAACGAAAGCAAAAGAACAGACGAAAACCAACACCACCACCACGACGAGAGGCCUUCGGCGGGAUGAGACGUCGCUUUGAUUUCGAAACGGGCGCGAAGAACUUGCGGGCGGCGGCUGCGGCGGCCGCAGCGGCAACGUCGCCGCCCCCACACCCGUGGGUUGCCGCGCGCUUGCGUAGGGAGUCGAUGCGAGCCAAGAAGAGCAGGACGCCGGACUUCGGGCGCCGACGGGGCCCGUUCAUGAGGCGGCUGCAGCAGGCGGGGAUGAGGAGGGACUGCGACGAGGCGGAGCGGGUCCUGAGGCAAGCCCUCGAGUGUCCCGGGGUGGUGGACACAGUGAUGUGCAACGCCGUGCUCAACACCUUUGCCGCCGACGGGAGGUGGCAGGUCGUGCUGGAGGUGAUGCGGCAGAUGCGGGAGGCGGGACUCACGCCGGACGCCCUCACCUACACGAACGCGAUAAAGGCGUGCGGGAAGGGGAGGGAGUGGCGUCGCUCCGUGGCGCUCCUGAAGGAGAUGUCGGCCCACGGCGUCGAGCUCAACUCCAUCCACUACGUGUGCGCCAUGACGGCCUGCAAGAUCAGCGGCAUGGGCGCGGAGGCCGUGGGCCUCCUGCGCGAGAUGCAGGCCGCCGGCAUCGAGCCGAACGUCAUCUGCUACAACACGGCGAUCGCUGCUUGCGGCACGGGGGGGCAGUCGGAGGUCGCGGUCGACCUCCUCGAGGAGAUGAACGCCCUGGGGGUUCGCCCGAACACCCAGACGUGCCUCGCGGCUGUCCGGGCGGCCGGCGACAGGGACAGAGGGGAGCAGGCGGUUUCUGUGCUUCGGAGUAUGUCGGAGGCCGGGGUUGCUGCAGAGGCCAAGUGCUACGCCGUCACCAUCAAGGCCUGCGGCCGGGGGCGGCGCUGGGCGCGGGCGUUGGAGCUUUUGAGGGAGAUGGAAAAGAACGGGGUCGAGCCGAUCGUGAUGGGGUACGACGCGUGCAUCGCGGCCUGCGGGGACGGCAAGCAGUGGGAGCAGGCGGUGGCGCUCCUGCGAGAGAUGCCGACGGUAGGGGUAACGCCGACGGUGGUCAGCUACAGCCACGCCAUCGCCGCCUGCGGUCAGUCGUACCAGUGGAAGCCCGCCCUGGAGCUGCUCCGCGAGAUGCCGCAGGAGGCGGGGAUCAACCCGGACGCCGUCUGCUACAACAACUGCAUGACGGCGCUGGGCCGGGGGCUGCAGUGGGAGAUGGCCCUCACACUCUUGCGGGAGAUGCCCUCGGUGGGGCUUCCGAUCAAGGCGCAGAGCUACACCGUGGCCAUCAAGGCUUGCGGCGACGCGGGCGAGGGGAAGCCAGCCGUCGCGCUGCUGCGGGAGAUGCAGGCGGAGCUGAGCGUCCCCCCGAACGUCAUCUCCUAUACGGCCGCCAUCGCCGCGUGCGGGAAGGGGGACCAGUGGAAGCAGGCGCUGGAGCUCCUGCGAGAGAUGGCGUCGAUGGGCGUCUCCCCCAACGACAGGACCUACACGGCGGCCAUCACGGCCUGCGGCAACAGCGGCAAGUGGGAGGAGGCGCUGUCGCUGCUGCGCGAGAUGCCGACCAUGGGAGCGGACCCGAACAUCGCAAGCUACACCGCCACUAUCAAGGCCUGCGGCAACGGCGGCCAGUGGGAGAGGGCCGUCGAGCUCUUCCGGGAGCUCCCGAGCGCCGGGAUCACCGCCGACGUCCAGGCGUACAAUGCCUGCGUGCAGGCGUGCGGGAACUCCGGAGCGGUCGACCAGGCGGUGGAGCUCCUGCGGGAGAUGGCACCGGCCGCCGGCUUGGAGCCAAACGUCUUCACCUACAACGCGGCCCUGAUGGCCUGCUCCUGCCCGGACGGGGGACGGUGGGGGAAGGCGCUCGAGCUGCUGGAGGAGAUGGCGUGGAGGGGCAUCGCGCCCAACGCGGUGACGCACGAGUCGGCGCUUGCGGCGUGCGGCGAGAGGGGCAGGGACGAGGCGGACAGGGUUCUGGCGGACAUGUCGUCGGGGUUGUGGGAGGGCAAUGACGACGGCGGCGUGGACGCAUCUCCCCGCUGAAAAAUUGUGUUGUCCCGCUGUGGGUACAAUGUAUUGUUACAAUAUUUUGUUCGUUUUUCUCAGGUCAAUGGCCGUGCCCUUUUGUUUGCAUUUUCUCUUGUCGAGCUGACCACGACACCGGGUAAGGUUGAUGGCCGCAGGGGGGGAGAGCUUCUGUAGCCCAGCAAAAACGUACACCGUGAACUUAUCGGCGGGGUGGGUGGGUGCACGGUGUGAUUUUUUUCGCGGGGACCCUCCUGUGUGUGUCGGGCCCAACUACAUGGCGAGGCAGACUUUUGCGGGAGCAAUCUUGGUGGUGGUUGCGGUUGCUUGACGGCACCGUGGCGGAGAUUGGCCUCCUGUAGGGCCGCCGUUGAGUAGCCCUUGGAGCGGUCUAUGGUUGUUGGUGUCCGUUGCGGUUGCUUGACAUCGUGGCAAGAGAGUAGUUCGUGUGGUGCAUGCUGCUGCCGUUGAGCCUUACUUACUUAGCGGUCGGAUCUCCGGCUGAAGUGCAUCAAAACACUUGUUGCUUGAACGAGACGUGACUUUGUUAUGUAUUUUUGGUUGCAUUUGGCGUGGCUCUAGCCCGCUCAGCGGUACGGAGAGGGCGUCACCCGUCUCCCUCUCGGAAUUGAGUCGGGCAGCAUCUCCAUUG
Ectocarpus siliculosus is the source of this 2998-nucleotide messenger RNA. The record is from the annotation of a GenBank genome assembly. NCBI's taxonomy places the organism in Eukaryota, Phaeophyceae, Ectocarpales, Ectocarpaceae.